This is a messenger RNA of Dendrobium catenatum, 786 nucleotides long. RefSeq lists its product as uncharacterized. NCBI's taxonomy places the organism in Eukaryota, Viridiplantae, Streptophyta, Magnoliopsida, Asparagales, Orchidaceae. Gene Ontology annotation, molecular function: zinc ion binding. The transcript has a single exon. The coding region runs from base 1 to 786 and encodes 261 amino acids. The record is from RefSeq and is a predicted model, not a curated record.
AUGGAGCAUAUUAAAAAUGCAAAGCAAGAAGCAUAUGAUUGCUUGAUACAACGUGAUGUUAGUAAGUGGUCAUUAUUAUUUGACAAUGGAUGUCGAUAUAGCAUCAUGACAACAAACGCAUCAGAAUGUUUUAACGGAGUUCUUAAAUGUGCUCGUGGGCUGCCAAUUCAAGGUCUAGUAAUGUCUAUAUACUAUAAUCUCGUGUCUUUAUUCAUGCGGUGUUCUACAGAAGUUGAGAAGUGGAAGAUGGCUGCCGAAUCUGACCUUGUUCCUAGAAUAAUGGGUAUGUUACAAAGAACUGAACGGGAAGCACGACGUUGCCCUGAACCAAUUACCAUUAAUAGAGGAGAAUUCGAAGUUGUGGAUUCGGCUUGCAAAACACAUAAAGUUGAAGUCCUUACACCUGAAAAGUGUGCUUGCACAUGUAAUAAACAACAAUUACAUCAUUUGCCAUUCGUUCAUGUGAUUUCAGUUGCAGGACAUAGGCGAUGGAAUCACAAUGCUUUCGUGUCUCAAUACUACACACUAAACUCAUAUAAGGUAAUAUACUCCGGGCUAUUCCAUGUUGUCCCUCCUAACGAUGUUUGGCCAAAUUUUAAUGAAGGAGCAGGAAUCAUACCUUUGCUUGCACCAGCUUUUAGGAGACGUGCAGGUAGACCAAGGACAACUAGAUUUCGUAAUACGAUGGAUGAGGCACAAUCAAGCUCAAAUAAACGGUGUGGACAUUGUAAGAGAAAUGGUCAUAAUAGGGAAACGUGUUCGUAUAAUCUGGCAUCGUCGAGGUAA